Messenger RNA from Colletotrichum fioriniae, 444 nucleotides. The record is from RefSeq and is a predicted model, not a curated record. NCBI's taxonomy places the organism in Eukaryota, Fungi, Ascomycota, Sordariomycetes, Glomerellales, Glomerellaceae.
AUGUUGGGGUUCUUCGGUAAAACACUCAAUAACUCAACUGGUAUACCGGCUUGCAUCAGCUUCCAUACCGAGGCCCCUGGUCGAUCCGUCAUCACCGAACUCUCGUCCUUAUUCGCGCUAUCAAGAGGGGUUGAUGGCUAUCCCAACAUUGCGCACGGUGGUAUGACUGCAGUGCUGAUCGACGAGGUCCUUGGUGUCUUGAUUCAGAGAAACAUGGACACAGAACGCGACGAUCCGAUCUUCGAGAUGAACACAGUGACCUCUUCGAUGAACAUUAAAUACCUCAAGCCCAUCAAGACGCCAGGUGUUGUGCUCGGAACUGGGCAAAUCAAGGAAAUCCGUGGCAAGAAGAUCUUGCUUAAAGCUGUUCUUAAAGACUCGGAUGGCGUGGAGCUAGUAACUUGCGACUCAAUAUGGAUUGGGAUCCCUAGAGUCAAGAUGUGA